AUGGGUAGCACGGAGCCAGCAGAGCUUUCCUACUCGGCGCCACCCGAGGCUGUCACAUUCGACGGUCUACUGUUCGACAUGGAUGGCACCAUCAUCGACUCAACCGAUGCCGUCGUUAAGCACUGGGAGACGCGAACUGGGAAUGCUAGCAGGCAGGCAAGUACUCAGACAACUGACAAGUCAUCCCGCACAGACGUCCGUGAAACAGAGGGCCGGCUCCCUAAGCUAUACGGCGACGACGCCGUCGAGAUCCCCGGUGCGCGACCCCUUCUAGAAGGCCUGAUCUCCCAGUCCGCCCCCUGGACUAUCGUCACAUCAGGGUCUCUCCCGCUCGUCACCGGAGGGCUCAACGUCGUCCAACUCCCCAGCCCACCCCACGUGGUAACAGCCGAGUCCGUCGCCAACGGCAAGCCCGACCCGGCAUGCUACCAGCUAGGACGAGAACGCCUCGGGCUCAGCAGCGGCGAGGGCGCGCAGGUGCUGGUGCUGGAGGACAGCCCCGCGGGGAUCCGGUCGGGCAAGGCCGCCGGCUGCAAGGUGCUCGCCGUCGUCACCAGCCACACGGCCGAGCAGGUGUUGGCGGCCGAGCCCGACUGGGUCGUGCGCGACCUCGCCUCGCUGCGUCUGGUGCGCGUCGAGGGCGGGCGCGUGACGCUGGAGAUUCGGGAUGCGUUGGUGGUGGACGCGCAGUGA
This is a messenger RNA of Chaetomium globosum CBS 148.51, 693 nucleotides long. RefSeq lists its product as uncharacterized. The transcript has 4 exons. The record is from RefSeq and is a predicted model, not a curated record. The coding region runs from base 1 to 693 and encodes 230 amino acids. Lineage: Eukaryota; Fungi; Ascomycota; Sordariomycetes; Sordariales; Chaetomiaceae. Gene Ontology annotation, molecular function: beta-phosphoglucomutase activity; sugar-phosphatase activity.